Haliotis rubra (blacklip abalone) is the source of this 1812-nucleotide messenger RNA. RefSeq names its product cell death abnormality protein 1-like. The transcript is spliced from 5 exons. The record is from RefSeq and is a predicted model, not a curated record. Gene Ontology annotation, molecular function: scavenger receptor activity. NCBI's taxonomy places the organism in Eukaryota, Metazoa, Mollusca, Gastropoda, Lepetellida, Haliotidae. The coding region runs from base 742 to 1767 and encodes 341 amino acids.
CGUUAAAUAUUAACUCACUCACUCACUAUAUUGAAAUUACAAGGAUGCACUGAACACAAAAUGUGUGUAAAGAGAAACGGCAAAACCCUUUCCACAUUCGAAAAAUAUCUCUGCUUAAAGCACAAUCGAUUUACAAUUCUGACUGACCCUGCAUCCAGCAGUAUCACAGCUGUACGACACGGUCUCUAUAAACAAUUGGACAAUCCAGUGACUGACACCAUGAUCUACGUCGACCAAGCAUGUGUUUGUGAGUCACUAUCAAUACCAGGUGAGCGUAUCCUGCCCCACCGGUGGCACUCGUCGUACACAUAUGUGUGUGCAUAUUUCGAUAAAGGGACCACCGGCCCAUUAUACAUGUAAGUUAGUGCUACAAUACGUUGACGAAGCGCCAUAACAUUCUCAUAUACAGGUGUUGUGUUUAAUGCAGUAUUACAUAUAAUGGACAUUGAUAGCAUCAACACGAUGCAAAAUAUUUGUUUCGUUUCUUCUCAGCUAAAAAAAAUAUAUUUCACAAGAUUAGUUAUGAUAACAUUGUUUUUUUCUGAGAAUAAUGAGAUAAGCUUAAUGUACGAUGGAAAAACAUAAUAAAAUUCUUGCAAGAGAUCUGAUUGCAGGUCGUGAUAAAAUGGACAUUCAAGGCAGAAAUGUAAUUCGGGUUCAAUAGUAGGUCUAACACAGAAAGAGCAAAGACGAUCUUUGCGGUCAAAGUUUGAGACGUAUUCCCUACUCAAUCAUUAGAUAAUGGUUGGAGCAAGCGGAACUUACACAAUGCAAUGCAAAACGGGAUUUCCGGCGCGCACAAUAAUGUGUCUGCUUAUGUUUGUCAUUCUACAGCUGUCUGUUCCUGCACAUGCACAGGGCCCGUGUCCGAAGGACAAAUACGGCAACUGUCUACACGGAAACUGCACCAGGACAGCGGCUGGAAGAACUGAGUGUGCCAAGGGUUGUGUAAGAGGUUUCUGGGGAACCGAAUGUCGAAUUCCGUGUCCUGAACACUGUGAGGCGUGUAACCGAUAUGAUGGAACAUGCUUUAUAUGUUCAGGUGAUGUAUAUGGGCAAUACUGUAACAUUACAUGUGACGCUAUGUGCCACGGAUUUCGUUGUAAUAAACAUGGAAGCUGCUUUAGCCCAACAUGCCAGGAUAGAUGGUACGGGUCCAACUGUAGGAAACAAUGCAACCAAACGUUCCUGAAAUGUGGCAAAAUCGAUGGGGAGUGUAUAACAUGUAAAGAUGGCUUCUAUGGAAUGAACUGUGAAUUGGGAUGCAAUAAAUAUGGUCUUGCAGAAGUUCAGCUGCAGGAAACGCGCAUACCUGGUUGUUCAAACGAUAGUCCAACGGAUCACGAACUCGAAGGCUAUCACAUGUGCACUGGUAAACUCAUUAACUGUAUCAAUGACAACUGCACCCGAACACAAUCUGUUACAACCGUAUGUGCUGCAGGUUGUGUUGAGGGAUUUUGGGGUACGAGUUGUAGAAUUCCAUGUCCAGAAAACUGCCAAACAUGUGAACGCCUUGUGGGAAACUGCACGAAGUGCAAGGAUAAUCUAUAUGGAAUAUUCUGUAACAUCGCAUGUCAAGAACAGUGCCAUGAAUGCCGAUGUAACCAGGCAGGUACAUGCUCCGAUACAGUAUGUACUGAUGGAAGAUAUGGUGAUGAAUGUAUCCGAGAGUGUCGAGAAAGGUACAAGGCUUGCAACAGAUACACAGGACUCAUGUGCGAGGACAAUGACUUCGAAAAAAGUGAGUGUUCAUAUUUGUCGAAAUGAAACGAUUAUAAUAGUGACCAGUUUUGAUGAUGAUAUCCCUAUUGG